Notodromas monacha is the source of this 588-nucleotide messenger RNA. The record is from the annotation of a GenBank genome assembly. Lineage: Eukaryota; Metazoa; Arthropoda; Ostracoda; Podocopida; Cyprididae.
AUGGAUAAGCGCGAACUUUUCGUUCCAAGCGACAUGCGAAGAAACUGGGGGAAGCUUCAUCCUCCGGUGUCGCGAGCAAGAAGCAACAGGAUCGAGGGGCGCCGGUGCAAGGGGGAACCUUCCAAAACUGAACAGGGGAGGAAACAGCCACUGUGGCCUGUGCAGCAAUGUGAUAAAAGACAAAAUGAAAAACUCUGCGGUCAUCAUUUCAGCAGUGAUUUGGACAGCCCUGUUCUUAAAUGCCUCGGGGCCCCAGAGAAACCAGUCAUCCUGAUCACCAUCCAGAAGACCAUCCAGGAGAACAUCCAGGACACCAUCCAGGAUACCAUCCAGGACACCAUCCAGGAGACCAUCCAGGACACCAUCCAGGAGACCAUCCAGGUGACCAUCCGGGACUUCAUACAAGGAGUCAUAUCGGAAACGAUCCAGGCGUCUCUCAAGGAGCAGGAAAAUGAUGGGGAUGCAAAACCAGCAAGAAUCCCUUUCCAUCUCUGGCAAGCAGCAGCAGCAGCAGCAGCAGCAAAGCGGAAACUCAUUACUGCUAUUCAUCCCCCAGCUCUUGCACAUGCUAAUGGAUUCCAGCUAUAA